This is a messenger RNA of Nasonia vitripennis (jewel wasp), 5106 nucleotides long. RefSeq names its product glutamate [NMDA] receptor subunit 1-like. Gene Ontology annotation, molecular function: glutamate-gated receptor activity. Gene Ontology annotation, cellular component: membrane. Bases 367 to 2229 code for a protein of 620 amino acids. NCBI's taxonomy places the organism in Eukaryota, Metazoa, Arthropoda, Insecta, Hymenoptera, Pteromalidae. The record is from RefSeq and is a predicted model, not a curated record. The transcript is spliced from 8 exons.
UGUUCUGGUUUAGUCAUCAAAUCACUUAUUACUAAAUAAAAUUGAUCGCGCUUAUCUAAAUAAUCAGUGCCAAUAAAGACUGAAUUUAACGUAGAUACCGCGCUAACAGUCAUUCAUGCAGCGAGUAUUGAUAUGGUUUCAUACUAUCAAUUACCUUAUCAGUGAAUACAAUUCAUUGGUCAUUAUGCGGAUGCACAGCCGGACAAACCCGUCAUUAGGUAAGUGCACGUACUGAUUUUAUUCUUGCGAAAAAUAAGGAGAAAGUUGUUUAACAGUUGCUUAUUGAUCUCGACAUUGCGCGUGUGAAAUAUUGUUGUUCAUGCAGUAGGUCAAAGCCUGGUUUCGCACACGUGUCGUUUGUUGACGAUGAAGUAUUUAUUGUUGUUGACUUUUGUGAAUUUAAUUUUUAAAGUCAAUGGCAUCGACGUUGAUAAACGAGCGGUCCUCUUUGAAAAAGUUAUUCCGUUGAUUCAAGAUAUAAUAAGCUUCUACAACUCGUUCGGCGUAUAUUUCGUUUUUGAGUCGCACAUUGACGACUGCAACCUGGAUUUGAAAACGUGGGAAAAUACGGCCGUAAGGUGGCUGUCUCGCAUGUACAUAAUGUCACAAGUGAUCGAUUACAAUAACUUAGAAGAGAUGAGUCAGAAACAUCGUCGCGGAUAUUCUCGCUCGCCUCUAUUUGUUAUAUUUGUCGAAGACACCAAAAGUCUUGAGCACUUUCGAAAUUCGAUCCGGAACUCUGAUAUUUCGGCCUACUCCUGGUUCGCGUUAAUCGGGGAAAGUACCGGUAUCGACUGCAAGAACCCCCAAGGCAAUCCGCUUAAUUUGAAAAUGGACACGAGGAUGAUCGCUAAUUGUCAAAAAAGUUGGAAUAUCAUGAAGUACUACUCCAUCUUCGAAAACACGACCGAGGCCGUGCAGUUGGCGGUUUGGGCACCUGGCUCACAUUUGAUUAUCGAGAGCGAUGAUAACGUGCUGCAGGUCAAGAAGAAUAUGAAGGGUAUAGCUCUCAGAGGAGCUGUCCGACCAGCCACGUCGGCUGCGUACAAUCAAAACUGGAAGAAUUACCUUACAAAGUUAAAGGCAGAGUUGGAGAACGUCGCUAACUUUACAAUCAACGUCACAGUAAAUGAUGACAGUUGCGGCUACCAAGACGAAGAUACCAAAAAGUGGUUCGGUCUCAUGAAGGCGAUGUCCGAGAAUAGGGCGGACAUCGUGAUAGCGCUACUCAGUAUGUCUAAUACUCGACUGCAGGUGGUCGACUUUACCAUCCCUUUGAUGACUACGCACGUCCACCUCUAUGCUAGACUGCCUAAUUCGACCAACAUUCAAUGGUCGGCUUAUUUUCGAGUAUUUGACAAAUACUCGUGGAUGGCAUUAGGACUGACAGUACUGAUUCUCUCAGCGGUAUUGGGGUUGACGAAAAAUAAGAUGCAAAGACCUUAUUUCAAUUCCAGGACGUAUUUAGAGAAUUUCAUCAACGUCUGGGGUAUCUAUACUCAACAAGGUCUACCAGAACCACCAAACAACCAGGCAAGUCAAAUGCUUUGUUUUUGGAUCCUCCUAUCGUCCUUGUUUAUUAACGCUCUCUAUUCGGCUUCCAUAACCAGCUACAUUACAGUCCUAACGACCGUCCUGCCGUUCUCCACAAUCGAUGAAUUUUUGAAUUCGGAUUAUCAACUCAUCAUCUUGAAUGGCAGCCGAGGCGAAGAUUUGAUACUCCACGGAGAUCCUCUAGUGGGAGUCUUGAAAGAACAUUUGAGGACUAACAAACCCAUGCCUGUACAGCCAUACGAAGGAUUCCAACAGGCCUGUCGUGAGAAAAUCGCUUUUUACUCUAACGAGGUCUCGUUCUCCGGAAGCAACCAAAUAUUGUCAUGUGUUCUGGGCUCGCUACAGCUGCCAAGAAUAGAGUGGAUGUCAUUAGCUUUGGCGAAAGACAGUCCCUACACGGAGACGCUAAACUAUUACAUUUUGCGACUGAUGAACAACGGUAUAAUGCAACGAUUGAAAUCAAAGUAUCUCUACAAGUACGAGGAGUUGACCGAUUCAAAUCCGAAUUACGUGACCUUGUGGGAGGUCAUGCCGAUCUUGGCUAUCUUGUUGAUCGGGGUCAUCACCGCGUUGCUUGUACUUUGUCUGGAAGUUCGAGUGCACAAUUAUUGUCGAAGCAUUCCGAAACAUCCGGCGGUGAAGAGCAAUAUCAAGCCUCGUAUCGCUUGGAAGUGACUGACUUUUGAUUGACGAACGUGCGCAGUAGCCAAAUAGAUCAGAACAAAAUUAUGUGAUUAAAAGAAUAUAUAUGAAAUUUUAAAUUUAAAAUCAUAUAAUAACUGAAUUGCUGUGUGGAUUUAAGCACUGAUUCCAGUAUGAUUGUUCACUGUCUUCUAGCAAAACGUAUCAGGCUCUUUGUUAAAUUUACUUGAGGAUGUAGCAAUUAAGCAUAUGUACAAAAUUAAGAAUGCAGGUAUAACAAAGUCGUUACAAUAAAACACAGCCAGUGUGUGUGUGUGUACUGACAAAGAAAUAAGGAUCCUGCUUACAAAACGAAAAAAUAACAAACACUCGUCGGUUAUGUUUUAAAAUUUUUAUAUUUUUCCAUUUAUUUCGUAUUUAUUUUAAUAAAUCGAUACAUUCAAUCAUGAUUCAAACGCAGCCCAUAUACAAUCAUUGCAUUUUAUUCAAGAAAUAGAGAAGAAAUUAAGGUGAUCUAGUGUUGUCCAUAUCGUAAAAUGAUGAUCAUGCAAUUGUGGUUCUUCUUAAUCGAAGUCAUACACCGAACUGACGAAAUUUCACACGUGUGUAAUUUUUAACUCUUGUUUUGCAUCCUAUUAUAACACAGAUCUCGACGUCAUAACUAUUUAGCACUAACAUUUGAAAUUUUUUUCCCUUACACCUUAAAAAUUACAUCUCAUGCCUUUACAACGUAUGAUCGGGCGUUCGCAACCCAAUACAUUGAAGAAAACAGAGCUUCUUUCGAAGCGACACACGUUCGCUUAAAAGGUACAGCGUUUUGCUUGCGUAAUAUUUGCUUCAUUUUUUUUUUAUACAAUUCUAUAUAUUACAAAAACGAGUCGCACGACGUGUCGCGGCGCGCUGAUCCUCAGCCGAGGCGUCGAGCUCGAGGUUCUUCCGUCUUAGAGACUGUAAAAAAAUAUAAAACAUCGUCGAUAAAAAAAUUAAUUUAAAAAAUGUACAAUAUAGUAUAUCCAGUAGCUUAAAACUACGAAAAACUUCGCGCUCGACCAACACAGGGGCCGUGCGAGGAUCGAGCUCUCUAACGUGAGAUCGACGUUAAAAAUUUGAUUAAAAUACGAGGUGCGAUAGCUCGAUUUUUUUUAAAUUUCCUUUUUACACGUGGCUUUAUAGCGAUUAACAAAUUCUUUUUUUUUUUUUGGUUCUUUCCUGCUUUCGCGCUGGACUCUGUUUUCUUUGUGGCUUUGGUGCUAAUGCAUACGCCGGAUCCUCGAGCAGCUGUUAUUUUAAUUUUUUUGUACAAAAUGGAGAUUGGUCUUGUUUACACGCGAUGUAUGGUACAAACGUCUUUGUCUAAUGUACAAUCGUUUUGCGGGCAGCGAACAACGUAUUCACACAGUAAACUAAUGUAGGUGUCGAAGUGUAAUUGGAAUUUGAAAUUUCUAGUCCAAAUGUCAGCUUCAUUUGAGCGGGAAAUUUGAAACAGCAAACACACUUUAGCACCUUAUCAACGAAAAAAACGUCGCGAACGCAAUCUCUUAAAGAUAAGGUCUGCCCGUGAAAGAAUAUUGGAUUUCUGCUCGAGAAUCCGCGAAUCUUUAUGGAUCGAGGCUGCGAGUGCGGGUUUACCCGAGAAAGGCGCGUGUAUGAGUCCGGUGAACAACUGCCUGUGGUGAUAUUAGAAGAAAUUAAAGGGACGAGCGAACUCUGUUCGGGCGAGUCAAGAGGCUCCGCAGUCCAGAAGCUGUUGGCAUCAUCAUAGAAAAAAUUCGGAAUCGCGAUUUGUGUAAUAUGCUCUCCGGAGCUUCUUGAUUCACCUAUUAUUGUAUACAUUGGUUACAGUGCCUGUGGCUGUGUUUUCGUAUCUUUCAAAAUGGUACAUGGCUAAUUCGAUUCUCUCUAUUUGAUUUCCUAUUAGAUCUCAGCCGAGACUCGUGUAUGUAAUCCCUUUUAUGUAAUCCUUUAAAUUUCUCUCUAGUUUCCUCCGCCUCACUUACAAAAGUACAGAUUCAACUGCGCUGUGUUCGUCCUGAACGCAGUUUCGUCUUUACUUCUUAUUUUUCAUUAUAAUACAUUAUACUUAGACCUCUAAAUCCAUGGAAGUGAAGCCCCCCGAAGCUGCCUCAGCGCCCAAGUGCCACGUCAUUCGUUUACAGCGUGUGUAUUUUUACAGUGAAAGCGCAAUUCUUAAAUUUGGUCGUAUCUCUAAUUUUAAUUUCGUACAUAAUCGCGUCGCUGGAUCAUUGACAAAAAUCUCAGCGGUCGAUAGCGGCGAGCUCUCGAGCUUGAAGAACUUCCACUCGAGCAAAUCCAGGCAUAACAAACAUACUUUUGUUUUGGCUGGCGACCGAAGUCGAAGAUUUGUACAUCUCGUCAAUGGUAGUUAAACUUGUUUAAAGUUUUGCUGUAAUGAUAUGGUAAAGUGCGAAUGAUCAGCCACCAGAGAUUUUAUAAUACUCAUUAAUAGUAUAUAAGUCUUAAAGUGCACAACCGAAAUUGAAGUAUGGAAAUGUUUGUUACACUUGGAUCCUAUUGACUCUUUUAAUAAUAAAUUUGUAAAGAAUGCACGUGGCACUGUGCAGGCAGGAUCGCCUCAAUUUUUUAUCCACUAUAACUUAUAUUCUUACAUUGUUUUUUCUUUCUCUCUGUUUUCUAGGGACUACGCAUUAUGCUUAGGAGUCUGGGUUAUGAAGUAUAGAUACAUUACAGUAGUUCCUUUAUCUCUUAUCUUAAUCUUUCUUUCAUUUCAUUUUAUGCACAUCGUUGUUCAAAAUCAUAUAGAAAAGGUACUAAAAAUUCCCUGGAUCUGACGGAAUUACAUCUAUUCACAUCACUUAGAACAUAGACAUCGUUACAGUCGCUGAUAUAACCUUUGCUUUGCUUCAUUUUCAUUUAUAAUUAAAUUGAAUA